Stegastes partitus (bicolor damselfish) is the source of this 4300-nucleotide messenger RNA. RefSeq names its product xeroderma pigmentosum, complementation group C (gene xpc). The coding region runs from base 148 to 2910 and encodes 920 amino acids. The record is from RefSeq and is a predicted model, not a curated record. Gene Ontology annotation, cellular component: cytoplasm; XPC complex; nucleus. Gene Ontology annotation, biological process: mismatch repair; nucleotide-excision repair. The transcript has 14 exons. NCBI's taxonomy places the organism in Eukaryota, Metazoa, Chordata, Actinopteri, Pomacentridae. Gene Ontology annotation, molecular function: single-stranded DNA binding; damaged DNA binding.
UGCCUCUGUUAUGAAAACUCCUGAGAGAAAUGUUGGGUAACCGCUGUCUCCGGGCCUUUAUACAACUCCACAUGGGCAGAUAAGUGACGGAGGCUCGUCUAGACAUCCUCAAGAAGUGUUGUUGAUUUACAAAGUUGUUCAGGCGACAUGGCAAAGAGCAGGCAGAGCGCAGAAACAGCGGCCGCUGCAAAGAAACCGAAGCAGGUGCUGAAGAGCCGCGCAGCAAAACCGCGAGCGAAGAAGAAAGAUGCGGAUAGUGACUUUGAAGAGAAAGAGGAAAAACUUGAGAGGAAGGUCAAGCCCAAGCCGCGUUCGUCUUUAAAGCCAGCAGCAAGAAAAACCUCGUCUUCCAAACCCACCUCCAGCGCCGCCGUCAAAACCAGUAAAUACUUCCAGUCGCCAGUGAAGGAGGAGGUCGACAGUGAGGAGGACUUUGACAUGGAGACCUCACCACCGCCACCAAAGUUUAAAAUGAGUGCCAAGAAAGCGGAGAAAACAAAAGAAGAAGAAGUGGAGGAGGACAGUGAGGAAGAUGAGGAUGAUUGGGAGGAAGUGGAAGAGUUGGCUGAACCGCUGGGUCCAGUUGAACCACCAGAACCCGUCCUGCCAUCUGAGUCCGUGGAAAUAGAGAUUGAGACCCCAGAAGUGAGAAAGAGACAGAAGAGGCAGGCAGAGUUUGAGAAUUACCUGAGGCGGAUGAUGAACCGAUACAAGAAGGACGUGUGGAUAGACACACACAAGGUCCACCUCAUGUGCCUGAUAGCCAGUGGGAUGUUUCGCAACAGACUGUGCAGUGAGCCGGACCUGCUGGCCAUCACUCUGUCCCUGCUGCCGGCCCGCUAUGGCAACGUGGAAAAGGAGCGCGUCGACCUGAGCUUCCUCUCUCUGCUGCUCAAAUGGUUCCGACAGACUUUCACCCUGAACCCCAGCCUUCCCUAUGAGGAGCGUCCGGACCCCCGGGCUCUCCUGGAGAGACGCCUGGCCAGCCUCUCAGCCAGAAACCACCAGGAGCUGACUCAUCUCUUCCUGUUGAUCCUGAGGUCUCUGCAGCUCUUCUGCCGACUGGUUCUGUCUUUGCAGCCGAUUCCUCUCAAACCUCCAUCAGCCAAGGGCAAAGCAGCCGGAACAUCUCCCCCAAAAAAGAGCCGCACAAGCCAGGAAACGCCAAAGACCGACUCUCCAAAGGUCUCUCCUGGCACCAAGAGGCCAGCUGAAGGGGGGAAGACCAAAGGAGGAAAGAAAGCAAAGAGGAAAGAAACAAAGAAGGAGGAGGAAGAGGAGAAGUCUGUAUCAUCAGGAGGGCAGAGACCAAAGAACUCAAAGCGCCGCAGUGUCGCGUCUAAGGUCAGCUACAAGGAGGAGAGCAACAGUGACGGAGAUGAUGAUGAUGAAGCAGAGAGGCUUAGCGAUGAAGAAUUCCAGGAGACCAGUGAGGACGACAGUGAGGAUUCAGAGGGCGAAGCUAAAUCUACAAAGGGGAAGAAGGCAAAAAGGAAGAGUGAAGCUAAAAGGAGCAAGAGCAAAGAUACUGUAGCUCCAAAGAGAAAGAGUGGGGGAGGAAAAAAACAGGUGAAAGACGAGGAGGAAGAUGAUGAUGAAGAAGAAGAAGGAAUAGUGAGCAACGGAACAAAGGGAAGGAAAAAGAAGGAAGGGCCCGGAGUGGACGAGUGGUUGGAGGUGUAUCUGGAGAAAACCUCUUCCUGGGUUUGCGUCCACGUGGAGAAGGGCGUUGGGAUGCCGCACCUGUGCUCCCAGAACGCAACAGCUCCGGUGACGUACGUGGUGUCGGUGGACGGAGACGGCUUCGUCAAGGACCUGGGGAGGAAGUACGACCCCACCUGGAUGACGUCGUCCAGGAAGAGGCGGAUCGAUGACGAGUGGUGGGAGGAAACGCUGGAGCCGUUCUUAGGACCCGAGGAUGAGAGGGACGUGAAAGAGGAGAAGGAGCUCCAGAAUAAGCUUCUGAACAAACCCCUGCCGAUCUCUAUAGGCGAGUAUAAGAACCACCCGCUGUACGCCUUGAAGAGACACCUGCUCAAGUACGAAGCCGUCUAUCCUCCCACAGCCACCAUACUGGGAUACUGCAGAGGAGAGCCCGUAUACUCACGGGACUGUGUGCACACCCUCCACUCCAGAGACACGUGGCUGAAAGAAGCACGGACUGUCCGACUGGGAGAAGAGCCGUACAAAAUGGUGAGGGGCUUCUCUAAUCGCUCCCGUAAGGCCAGAAUGAUGGCUGAGCUGAAGGAAGAGAAGGACCUGCCUCUGUUUGGAGAAUGGCAAACUGAAGAGUACCAGCCUCCCAUAGCUGUGGAUGGGAAGGUUCCUCGUAACGACUACGGUAACGUCUACCUGUUCAAACCCUGCAUGUUACCGGUCGGCUGUGUUCAUGUCAGGCUGUCCAACCUGCACCGUGUGGCCAGAAAGCUGAACCUCGACGCCGCUCCUGCAGUCACAGGCUUCGACUUCCAUGGAGGAUACUCCCACGCUGUGACUGACGGUUACAUAGUGUGUGAGGAGCAUGAGGAGAUUCUCAGAGCUGCCUGGGUGGAGGAACAAGAGCUUCAGAAACAGAAGGAGAAAGAGAAAAAAGAAAAGCGGGUGAUCGCCAACUGGACUCUGCUGGUGAAGGGACUCCUGAUCAGAGAACGGCUCAAACAGCGUUACAGCAAGAAGAACCAGAGUGGCCUCGCUCACGGAGAUGACGCCGGCGGGUUUUCCUCCGAUGAAGAGCCAGUUGAGGAUGGAGGCAGCGGAGCUAAGACGGCGUCUGAGACUCUGGCAAUGUCCUGGCCGCAAAACAGACAAGCAGAAGAAGACGGCAGCAGCGGCAGCGGACUGAAAAAGAAGACGACAAAACGAGAGAAGAGGGGUCAACAGCAGCAUUUAUUCCCUUUUGAGAAAGUGUGAGGGGAGAGAUCAAAUUACACUGUUUUUGAUGCAGGUUUUGAAAAACUAUUGCUGAUAACACUCUGAAAAGCACUUGACUGACUGUGCCAACAACACUACAAACAAUACAGGCGAAUACGAGGGUUCAUCAAUAAGUGAACGCAACAUGUAACCACCAUGAGUCCGACACCACGCUGUCAACAUCAGAACCUGCUACACGUGCUUUUGUGGCUACCAGUAGAGGUGUAAUUGCGAUUUCUCAGUGAACUGGAGCAGCGAAGAAAGCGUCACAUUCUUUGUCAGUCAGAAGCCAGGAUGAUCCAACCUUCAUGUGGAGGAUCAUCACUGGUGACGAGAAGUUGGUCUGCAGCUGCCAUCAAGAGCAGAAACAGCAGUUUUCACAGUGUGGGAGCUCACAGUUUCCAACACGGUCUGUCAGGUCAGGGGCACCAGGAGCAUGCUCAUCAUUUUGUUCAAUGCUAAUGUGGUUGUGCAUCGGGAAUUAUGCUACCGGACUGUUAAGGCACUGUUUUAUUGUAACUUGUUGAGGGAGAACAUUCAGUGCAAGCGACCCUAACUGUAGCAUCAAUGCUCUGUGUGCCUGAUGAUUAUUUUUUUGUCCACAACAAAAAAAUCAUGACUCUCCUUCUGCCCUACUCAACAUAUUUGGCUCCCCUGUACCUUCUCUCUCUUCCCCAAAAUGUUAUUCAAGUUGAUGGGUCAUAUUUUGAUGUAGUUUAAGGGAUUCACUAUAGAUCGUGCUUGGCUUAUCUAUAUGGUGAUACUUGUUCCGGGGGGAGUGCUCCAAGUAUUACUGCAGGAGACUACUUUGACUGAAAACACAACCAAAUUUCAAUUUUAGAUUUUUAUGGGCACACUCAUCGCAACUUUUUGAUCCACCCUCGUAUGACUUGUAGCGACUGAAAACGAACAAAAACCUUUUAAAGCUGCUACCACAGCCUCUUCACCGUGCACCACUAUUUUUUUUUAAAUUCAUCACAUUCCACAUUUCCUCAACCUUGCAAGUACAAGCGGCACGUAAACACGACCACAUGAAGCGUACACACUGCUGCUGACUGGACUGUUCUUCAUGUGACCUGACCGUCUGAAAGCAGGAACUUGUACUUUUGUUUUUAUUCUGUCAUUUGGAAACAUAUUAAGUCCUCUUUUUUUUUGUUCUUCAGCCUCGACACCACUGGAAGGUCACUUGUUCUUGCUGUUUUCUGUGUCACAUAUCCCAUUCACUGUCUGUAUGUCACCCUCUUUCACACUUUUGUAAGCGUUUCACAGCUUCUGUCCUUAUAUGCGUUUGUAUACAGACGAUGGCGGCUGUAUUUCAAGUAACAGUUUUUGUAAGAAAAGUAUUUUUGCAAUAAAUGUUUGGAAGUGAGUACAAUGCGAAGCAACCAAA